ACCACUUCUGUUUCUACCUUCGUCUGAUCAGCAUCAUCCCAUAGAAGCACCAGACCAAUCUACAAUGGCAGACUUAAGCUCCAAAGACGUCGAGAGAGCAGAAUUCGCGUUCUCCAUCUACGAUGCCGAUGGUACCAACUCCAUCGACGCAAUCGAUCUUGGAAAUGUUUUAUAUGCCUUGAAUCUAAACCCAACAAAUGCGACGAUUGAAAAACUUGGCGGUACCAAAAAAAGAGGCGAGAAGAUAAUGAAACUUGACGAGUUCUUGCCGAUCUUCAGUCAGUGCAAAAAAGACAAGGAACAGGGUUGUUUCGAAGACUUUGUCGAGUGUCUCAAGCUUUACGACAAGCAAGAAGAUGGAACCAUGUUAGCCGCCGAAUUGUCCCAUACGCUGCUCACGCUCGGUGAACGUCUUACUGAUGCUGAAGUCGAGACGGUGUUAAAAGAUUGCAUGGAUCCAGAAGAUGACGAUGGUUUCAUCCCUUAUACUCCAUUCUUGAAGAAGAUGAUGGUGCUUUUGUAAGCUGUCCGGAUGCCAUUGGUACAGUGAGGUCAUCGAUCCGUUCCUUCGCAGAUUGUGCGAAAGAGAAGAAGACUAGUGAUAAAUACCAACAAUUUCUUUCUUCGAUUCUUCGGCAAUGAUCAUUCGAAGCCACGAAUCAGCGAAGGACGACGCGUUUAUCAUAAUUUCUCAUCAUGCUGUUCAUCCCUUGUUAAUUCAUCACUCGGUCGACCCAAUCGCACCUCUUCACAUUUCCGUAAUAAAAAUUCAUUUGAAAAACAAAACAAAAAACAAAAAAAACAGGAAAAAUGACCAAAAAAAAGAAGAUUUUCAAAAGAACAAAUAUAUAUAUAUAUAAGAAAAAAAAAAGAAGUAACAUCACAUAAAAAUCCUCAGGAUGACCCGGAACAUGAAGCGAAGAUCAAUCGAUUAUCGAGAAAAUAUUUAAUAUAUAUUUAUAUAUAUAUAUAAAGAAUAAGGAUGAAAAAAAA
Polistes dominula (European paper wasp) is the source of this 993-nucleotide messenger RNA. It is a transcript of the gene Mlc1, whose product is annotated as Myosin light chain alkali. Gene Ontology annotation, cellular component: muscle myosin complex. The record is from RefSeq and is a predicted model, not a curated record. Gene Ontology annotation, molecular function: calcium ion binding. Lineage: Eukaryota; Metazoa; Arthropoda; Insecta; Hymenoptera; Vespidae.